AUGGCUACCCGUACGCCUCCCUACACUCAAUCGCCUGCAUACAUAGAGUAUGCCGAAGGCGUCGACGGCGAAGGCAAACGCUGGCCUCGCCUCAAGAAGUUUGAAAUUGAAGCUGACACUGUCCUCAUCCCUCCUGGUGAGGUAUUCUGCCGCAUGGAACAUGAUCCCGUCUACAAGCCAGGUACUCUCUGCGCCAACGCUCGAAAACGUUUGCCACAGAACCUGGUCGCUCAUGUCAAGAGCCAUGUGGCGAGAAAUGGUUCGCAUGGCAGACUGUACCUUCAGGUCAGUGGCGCCCACGGCGGCGCAUCGACUGAUCUCGAGCGCGAGCGUCUCACUGAGUAUUACGUCGCGCUUCUCGGGUGGGUGAAACUUCCGGAUGGUGACAAUUCGCCCCCACCACCAGUCCCUUACAAAAUGGAAAAGCAGCUUGAGUCUGAGAAACCCCCCUUCACGCCCAGCAAACGCAAGGCCGCUCCGGCUCCGUCUCCAAGCAGCAGGCUUCAGGUCAUCAUUCCCUUUGGCAUGGUGGUGGUCCCUGCUGGAAAAAUAAGCAGAAUCAUCGACGAAGAGGGCAACAAGUUCAUCAGGUUUGACGCCAAAGAUUGUCGUCAGGCUCCUGAGCUUGUGGACGAUGACGACGAGGAGAUUGAGUAUAUUGAAGUGAAGAAGCGCAAGAUCACAGGCACGACCGAUAGAGGCAAGCAGAAUGACAAGGACAAGGAGGAGGACAAGGCAAAGCCGUCGGGUCCAAUUGGCCCUGAUCCCAAAACUGCCAACCCACCUCAGCCUCCUGCUCCCAACCCGAACGGCCCAGUGUCAAAGCAGGCUAUUGUUAAAACCCUUGCGUCCCUUGGUCCUGAGCAGCGCACGCGAGUAAUGGACAACUGGAGCCAGAACUCACCAGCGGAAGCUCAAUUGGCAAAGGCAGCUCUUGCCGUGGUUGAGGUUGGUGAGAAGGCUGGUUUCAAAAACUUCCCUAUCGAAAAAAUUGAUGACAUUCCUGACGAAGAAGUCGACAAGCAGAUGGCUGAUGUUUCGCUCCAAGCCGAUGAAGGGGACUUGGACAUGGACGACCUCAACGUGGAUUUUGAUCUCCCCAAGUACAAGUCAAGCAAGAGGGGUUCCCAUGAGAAGGGCGAUGUCAACUAUCAUGCCAUGAAGAUGGACUUCAAGAAGUCGAAGGGCGCCAAGGCCAACAAGGAGGGCUGCUACAGCUGUAACGAACGAGGUCGCGCUGAUCAAUGUGUACCUCGCAUUCCUGAUCGAAACUGUGAAGUCUGGAAAUGGUACAUUGCAUCUGCCUUGAUGCGCCUCAAGAAGGAGAUGAUCAAGAAGGCUUGGGAGAAGAAGGCUGCUCAGUAA
Messenger RNA from Fusarium mangiferae, 1365 nucleotides. RefSeq lists its product as uncharacterized. The record is from RefSeq and is a predicted model, not a curated record. The transcript has 13 exons. Lineage: Eukaryota; Fungi; Ascomycota; Sordariomycetes; Hypocreales; Nectriaceae. Bases 1 to 1365 code for a protein of 454 amino acids.